AUGUCCGACACAGAGGUCGUCGUAAACAAGAAUAAGAGUCAUAGGAAGGAUAAACCUUGGGAUACAGAUGAUAUUGACCAGUGGUGGAAGAUAGACCCUUUUCACCCAGAAGACAACAAGGGCGGCGCAUUUCUCGAAGAAUCCUCUUUUGCAACACUGUUUCCCAAAUAUCGAGAAAAAUACCUCCGUGAAGUAUGGAGUGUGGUGACAAAGGCUUUGGAAACACACGAUGUGGCGUGUACCUUGGACUUGGUUAACGGUUCCAUGUCAGUCAGAACGACUCGCAAAACAUACGAUCCCUAUAUCAUCUUUAAGGCACGAGAUAUGAUUAAACUCCUAGCUCGUGGCGUUGCGGUUCAGCAGGCAGUCAAAAUACUCGAUGACAACAUCUCCUGCGACAUUAUCAAAAUUGGCAACCUUGUUCGGAAUAAGGAACGGUUUGUGAAGCGAAGGCAGCGCAUAAUAGGUCCAGAUGGCAGCACACUGAAGGCCAUUGAAUUGUUAACGCAGUGUUACGUGUUAGUACAGGGAAACACCGUCAGCGUUAUGGGGCCUCACAAGUCAUUGAAGGAGGUGCGGCGUAUAGUAUUGGAUUGUAUGAAAAACAUUCAUCCAAUCUAUAGAAUCAAAGAACUGAUGAUACGCCGAGAACUCGCUAAAGACCCUAAACUGGCGACAGAGUCCUGGGACCGUUUCCUACCCCAGUUCAGGAAGAGUCACCUCAAAACGUCAGAGAGAACGGCUAAGAAGAACGAGCGACUUGCGGCUAGGAAUGCGGCUCGACAAGUCGCCGGCCUGGAACCAGCAACAUCACAACCCACCAAGAAAGUUUACACCCCCUUCCCACCAGCUCAACAACCUCGCAAAGUUGACCUUCAACUCGAAUCUGGCGAAUACUUCCUCAAGAAACAUGAAAUAGAGGCACGAGAAGCCGACAAAAGGAAGCAAAAGCAAGCGGAAAACACCAAGAACAAGCGUGCAGAGCGUAGCCAAGCAUUCAUAGCUCCUGUCGAAGGACGGCAUAUGACAGUCGAAGAAAAACGACACAAGAAGCGAAAAGCGACGGAGGACGAGAAUGGGCAACAUGUUGAAAAAGCAAAGAAGAAGAAACACAAAGCAACGGAAGAUGAAGUUGCGUAG
Molecule: messenger RNA, 1140 nt
Organism: Marasmius oreades (fairy-ring Marasmius)
Lineage: Eukaryota; Fungi; Basidiomycota; Agaricomycetes; Agaricales; Marasmiaceae
Gene: MIS3
Product: Ribosomal RNA assembly protein mis3
Exons: 8
Coding region: 1-1140 (379 amino acids)
Cellular component (GO): nucleolus; small-subunit processome
Molecular function (GO): RNA binding
Source: RefSeq, a predicted model, not a curated record